Pochonia chlamydosporia 170 is the source of this 252-nucleotide messenger RNA. RefSeq lists its product as hypothetical. NCBI's taxonomy places the organism in Eukaryota, Fungi, Ascomycota, Sordariomycetes, Hypocreales, Clavicipitaceae. The transcript has a single exon. Bases 1 to 252 code for a protein of 83 amino acids. The record is from RefSeq and is a predicted model, not a curated record.
AUGAGUGAGACAAAGGAAGGGGAGAAAGAAGAAGAAGAAGAAGAAGAAGAAGAAGAAGAAGAAGGAGGAGGAGGAGGAGGAGGAGGAGGAGGAGGAGGAAUGAAGUAUCAUUACCGUAACGACAGAUUUCUUGGAGAUAUUCCACAUAGGCGAGGAGGAUGCCUGGGACUAAGGAGCACAGAAGAACUCAAGGAUUCAACGCGAGUAUCAGCGUCUUACGUAUUAGGAAAAGCCCUAUCUAGCUGUGUUUAG